Plasmodium yoelii is the source of this 1425-nucleotide messenger RNA. RefSeq names its product RNA lariat debranching enzyme, putative. Gene Ontology annotation, cellular component: nucleus. The transcript has a single exon. Lineage: Eukaryota; Apicomplexa; Aconoidasida; Haemosporida; Plasmodiidae. Gene Ontology annotation, molecular function: RNA lariat debranching enzyme activity. Bases 1 to 1425 code for a protein of 474 amino acids. Gene Ontology annotation, biological process: mRNA splicing, via spliceosome. The record is from RefSeq and is a predicted model, not a curated record.
AUGAUUGUAGCAGUUGUUGGAUGCACACAUGGGGAAUUGGAUUUAGUUUAUAACACAUUAGAUAAAUUAGAAAAAGAAAAUAAUUUUAAAGUUAAUCUAUUAAUAUGUUGUGGUGAUUUUCAAAGUAUUAGAUAUAAUCUUGAUAAUGAAUCCUUAAAUGUACCUAAUAAAUAUAAAAAAGAAGUAAAUGAUUUUACAAAAUAUUUUACAGGAGAAAAAAAAGCAAAAAUAUUAACAGUGUUUAUUGGAGGCAAUCAUGAAGCUGUUAAUGUUUUAAAACAAUUAUAUUAUGGUGGUUGGGUUGCUCCAAAUAUUUAUUACUUAGGACAUUCAAAUGUACAUAAUAUAUGUGGUAUAAGAAUAUGUAAUUUAAGUGGAAUAUAUAAAAAAUAUAAUUUUUAUAAAACAUAUGAUGAAUGCUAUCCAUAUAAUAAUGUUUCUAAAGUUAGUGCAUAUCAUAUACGUAAAUAUGAAAUUGAAAAAUUAAAAAUAUUAAAAAAUAAAGUUGAUAUAAUUGUUACUCAUGAUUGGCCAAAUAAUAUUGAAAAACAUGGAAAUUUAGAUGACUUAUUAAACUCAAAAUCUUAUUUUAAAACAGAAAUUUUAACUAACACAUUAGGAAAUCCACAAACAGAAAUUUUGUUACAUAAAUUAAAACCCGAUUUUUGGUUUGCAGCUCAUUUACAUGUUAAAUAUUCAUCUAUUUAUAUUCAUAAUGAUAAAAUAAAUUGUACCAAAUUUCUGUCUUUAGAUAAAGCUGAACCACAUAGACAUUUUAUACAAAUUCUAAAUCUAGAGAAAAUUCAUAAUUCUUUACAACUCAAGAUGGAUCAUCUCCCAAACACCCUCCCCCCUCCUCCACAAAGGGGAGAGGCAGCAAAAGAGGCAGAAGUGGGAGAGGCAGCAAAAGAGGCAGAAGUGGGAGAGGCAGCAAAAGAGGCAGAAGUGGGAGAGGCAGCAAAAGAGGCAGAAGUGGGAGAGGCAACAAAAGAGGAGGCGCAAAAGGGGGAAGAAGAAAAAUACUAUUUAUGCUAUGACGUAGAGUGGCUAGCCAUCAUAAAAGCCAAUCACAACCUGAUUUCCAUAAAUAGUGAUAAAAAUUAUAAUUUAGAAGAUUUAAAAUAUCCAACAGAUGAAGAUUUUGAAUUUGUUAAAGAAAAAUUAAAAAAAUUAAAACAAAUUUCUAUAAAUGGAAAGCAAUAUUAUCCUAUAAAUGGUUACAAUACACCAAAUUAUAAAAAUUUAAUAGAACAAAGAAAAUAUUUUUUAAACCUUUUGGAUCUAGAAGAACUUAAUAUAUAUAGUGACUAUGAGCUUAACUUUUUUAAUGAAGAAUUAAAAAAAAUCAAUCAGCAAAUACCCAAAGAAAAUUCUCAAAUUUUGAUAGAACAAGAAACUGACAUAUGUUUAAAUGAGAAAAAUUAA